AUUGUGCUUUCUUGGCUGGCUUUUCCUGUGCUGGGCAGUGGUGGUGCAUGUGGGGGCUAACUGGUCUGGUUGUGUUUUCUAGGAAGAUCAGUGCCAUGGAUUCUCACCUUUUAGGAGUGAUAUUGCUCCUGGCAGUGUUUACCACACAAGUGAAAACAGACCCACCCCCUGGAACUGUCCAAAGAGAAUGUCGUGAUCGUUACUUCUACAUCUGGAUUGAAAGAAGCUUCCUCUUGGGCAGAAACUGGAGCAUUGAUGCAAGUGAUGAAUCUCUAGUCCGGAUCCCACUGACACCACAGUUUGCAGCAACAUGUGGCUUCACUGUCACCUCCGAUAAAAGGGGUAAUCUUGAGAUCCGGGUUUCAUUCCUUGCCUGUCUGGUUCAGAAUGAUAAUGAUGACACCUUUGCCUUAACCAUGCAUUUGAGUGUUGAGAACCAGUUCAUUCCUCAUCACUUCUCCACUUACACUUUCUCAAUGACCUGCGGACUUGGUUAUCACUGGAGUUCAAGAGAAAUAGUUUGUGAAGAAAACUACAUGGAGGUCUCCGUUAGGAGGUUGUUUCCUGGUAUUGCCGAAGAGCAAAUGGAAACUGAGGAUUGGGAAGCAGUUAUUCCAGCAGCUCAAGAGGCUAUAACCUCAGUGUGGCAGAUUGUAUUCCAAAUGGGUGAAGGGGAGAAUCUGCAGCUGAAGACCAUGACCACCACAGAAGCCCACUCCCUUGGCUAUGGAGUUAACACCACCGCCUCUCGUGUUGUGUUCCGUGCCCCUUACAAUUCCACUGAAUCCAGCAUCAUAAUGAUUGACAACAUGCCAGUUGAAAGCAUUAAAGCAACAGUAUUCUACAAGCAAAGGUGGCUGAUCCUGUUAGUUGACAGCUCUACUGCUUGUCCAGUUGGCCCUGGCAUCUUAAAAGACGACAGGCUGGUUUGGCCUACACCCAGGGUUUUGGAGCCAUUGGUAUUCCCUGCCAAUAUCACUGCUGACAUGAUCACCAUGGGUGUAGAAGGGAAACUCCUUGAUGAUGAGACUCUUCAGAGAAGAGGUUAUGACCUUCAUAUCAAUGCUUCUGUCAUUGCCAUUGCUGUCCCAGUUGGAGCAGUGGGAGGCUGGAGCAAGAGUCAUGCAAUCAAUAACACCUAUGGGAUCAUCUACAGUAUCUACUUGCUUCUGGAACACCAGUGGCUAGACCACCUACAGGAACUGACCCAGCACAGGGUGUAUCGCCUGGUAUCGACUCCCUUCAUCCCCAAGGUUCUAUAUCUCAUUGAUACUGACGCUACUCAUCCUAAGCAACACUUCAACAUCUCAGUGGGGCCAUUCCUUCCUGAUGUGGAGUUGGUGUCCAUUACAGUGGCAGGCAAGAAUCUCUCUGUCAAUGACAUGAAGAAACAUGGCUACAACAUUUACCCAACCUAUUAUCCUAAUGAUACCAUGGACUUCAUUGUAGUGGCAGAUGUUGGGGCCCCAUUCAUAAAACAGCAGUACCUGUAUGAUGACAUCAGAAGAUAUACAAUGAACAUGACAUUGAACUUUGCUACAAUACCAGACAAUGUUACCUUUGCAACACCAGUGGUAAUAACAGUUGAUGUGCAUGAUGUUGUGCUGCCAGUCAUGAAGGGACACUGUCUUAAUGAUACCCUCUACCUGCUCCUGCAACAUGGUGAUCUGGAUCACUACUGGCUUCCUUAUGUAGCUGAUGAGCCCCUGACCUAUGAGCUCGCUCAGAGCUAUGGUUACAUGGCCUUGGAGAAUGGUACACACUUCUCCUUGGAAGUCCCCUUCCAUUCUCCGGGAGUUGUCUACGAGGAAGUCUCUCUGCACGAAUUGCAAGCCAGGAUUUCCUUCAGUCUGAAGGACAACCAGACACUGAAGGUCUACAGCAGUUUCACAGUCCAAUGUAACUUCUCCAUCCCUGAGAAGGAAGUGCUGGUGUGUUUCCAGAAUGGUACUGUGGCCAUCACCGUCAAGCCAUCAGUCACCCUCCCAGAGAUUGAUCUCUCUAAGCUUGUGCUGAAAGAUCCCAAAUGUGGACCCAAAGAACACAAUGCAAUGAAGGCACUCUUUGUGUUUGAUAUCAACUCCUGUGGAACCAUUGGAAGGAUCACAAAUGACUUUCUCAUCUAUGAGAAUGAGAUCUCUUACCUGAGAGAAGCCAUCCCAAUUGACAUCCCCAUAAUAACCAGAGAUCCUGACUACAGGUUGACUAUUCUGUGUCGCUACCCAAUCAAUGAGACUCUGACCAUCCAAGCACGGUUUGGCCAUAUCCCCAUGGGAUUCCAACUGCCUGAUAGUGUGUCACUGGUCAGACAGACACUGAAGACUGAAGAGAGGAAUGGUCUGAAUCUGCAUGCAAGGCUGGCACGAGACUUGUCCUACACUACCUUCUACAAGGAUGAAGACUACCCAGUGCCUGUCCACUUGAAUCAACCACUCUAUUUUGAGAUUGAGCUAUAUAACCAGGAUCCCAAUGUUGAAUUGUUCUUGGAAAACUGCUGGGCCACUCCAUCUGAGGAGCUGGCUGGACAGCCACAGUGGGAUAUCAUUGUGGAUGGCUGUGCAAACCACAUGGAGACCUACACCAGUACCUUUCACCCUGUCCUUACUAAGGAUGUGGAGAACCCUUUCUCUCUGAAGAGGUUUGAAGUCAAGACCCUUGUCUCCAAUAACUCUGGUGGAUUGGAGGGUCUGGUGUAUUUCCACUGCAAUGUAGCAAUUUGUGACUUGAGCAAUCCAGAUUCCCUUUGUAGAAGGACAUGUUCUCCUAGCAAGAGAGGAGGCCACACGAUCACUCACUCAACUAGAGAGUUCCAUGGUGCUGUAUCCUCUGGGCCUAUCAACAUCCUGACUCGAGUGAGCCAGUCUCCAAAUGAGACCACUGGAGCCCACUGGAAGCUGUCACGGGUAGUGUUACUAGCUGUUGGUAUUGCUGUAGUCAGCAGCCUCCUGCUUCUAGCUGUGAUUUAUCUUGUAAAAUCAAGAUGCUACUGAACAUUUGAAUAAACAGAACAAACUCCA
Molecule: messenger RNA, 3017 nt
Organism: Chiloscyllium plagiosum (whitespotted bambooshark)
Lineage: Eukaryota; Metazoa; Chordata; Chondrichthyes; Orectolobiformes; Hemiscylliidae
Source: RefSeq, a predicted model, not a curated record